Raphanus sativus (radish) is the source of this 600-nucleotide messenger RNA. Its product is annotated as dehydrin HIRD11. Lineage: Eukaryota; Viridiplantae; Streptophyta; Magnoliopsida; Brassicales; Brassicaceae. The transcript is spliced from 2 exons. The coding region runs from base 74 to 376 and encodes 100 amino acids. Gene Ontology annotation, molecular function: metal ion binding. The record is from RefSeq and is a predicted model, not a curated record.
CUAUAGUUUAUCAUCAAAGCAAUUAACAACCAUAAAGAGAUAUUUAAAUUAGAAAAAAAGAAAGAGAUCAGAGAUGGCAGGAAUCAUCAACAAGAUCGGAGAUGCUCUCCAUAUCGGAGGAGGCCACAAGGAAGAUGAGCACAAGAAAGAGGAGCACAAGAAAGAGGAACACAAGAAACACGCCGACGAGCACAAGAGUGGUGAGCACAAAGAAGGUAUCGUUGACAAGAUCAAAGACAAGAUCCACGGUGGAGAAGGCCACAGCAGCGGAGACCACAAACACGAUGGUGAGAAGAAAAAGAAGAAGGACAAGAAGGAGAAGAAACACCAUGACGAUGGUCACCACAGCAGCAGCAGUGACAGCGACAGCGAUUAAGGCAAGGAGGAUGUGAGGAGGACUAUAAAUGCUGCUGUUGUCUGUUCCUAUCAUCUCACUCCUGACAGAGAGGGGUGAAUGGAAAAAGAAGAGUGCAUCUGUCUUCCUUUGUUAUCUAAUUUUCUUUUAACUGUCAUUUUCACCUCUUAUGUUUUAUGUUAUCUUGUCAGAAAAAAAUAAACCUCAUGUAUCGUAAUCUAUAUUAAUAAAAUCGAGUUUCCUAA